Molecule: messenger RNA, 1329 nt
Organism: Bipolaris zeicola 26-R-13
Lineage: Eukaryota; Fungi; Ascomycota; Dothideomycetes; Pleosporales; Pleosporaceae
Exons: 1
Coding region: 1-1329 (442 amino acids)
Biological process (GO): nitric oxide catabolic process; cellular response to nitrosative stress
Cellular component (GO): intracellular anatomical structure
Molecular function (GO): oxygen binding; heme binding; FAD binding
Source: RefSeq, a predicted model, not a curated record
AUGGCCACCUUGACACCAGCCCAAGUCCAAAUCAUCAAGAGCACCGUGCCGGUACUCGCAGAACAUGGAACGGCCAUAACCACUCGAUUCUACCACGACAUGCUACAAGCGAACCCGGAACUCAAAAACAUCUUCAACAACACGCACCAAGCGACGGGUCAUCAAGCGCAAGCACUCGCAGGAUCCCUGUACGCCUACGCCGCCAACAUCGACAACCUGGGCAAGCUGAGUCCCGCGGUUGAACUCAUCUGCCACAAGCACGCGAGUCUGUUUAUCCGCGCCGAUCAAUACGACAUUGUCGGCAAGCACCUGCUGUCGACCAUGGCGAGCGUGCUGGGCGCGGCCGCAACCCCCGAGAUCCUGGAUGCGUGGGGCGCGGCGUACUGGCAGCUCGCCAACAUUAUGAUUAGCAAGGAGAGCCAGCUGUACCGCUCGACGGCGUACUGGCCGUCGUGGCAGGACCUGCGGAUUGCCAAGAAGGUCAAGGAGAGCGAGGAGAUUACGUCUUUUUAUCUCGAACCGGUGGAUGCUGGCCAGCUGAAGCUGCCGCGGUUCAAGCCGGGGCAGUAUGUCUCGGUUAGGGUGUUUGUGGAGGAGCUGGAUGGGGGCGUGUGGCAGGCUAGACAGUAUAGUUUGAGUGAUGCACCGGGCAAGAGCUAUUUGCGCAUCAGUGUCAAGAGGGAGGCUGGUGUGGUGCUGGGGGAGACCAAGGACAUGACGCAUGUGGGGUACAUUUCCAAUCUGCUGCACGACGCAAAGCACGAGGGCGAUGUGGUGCAGGUGUCGCAUCCGUUUGGAGAUUUCCACCUUGCCGAUUCCGGGGAAGCGGGCCAUCAUGACGACGAUAAUACAGCUGUAUCAGCAGCAACAGCAACAGCAACAGCAGCAGCAGGAGGCCCAGUGGUGCUCAUCUCGGCAGGCGUCGGGGUGACUGCACUCAUGUCCAUGUUGAAUUUCUUGAUUGACGAGGCAGAUUCAGCUCGGCCCAUUACUUGGAUCCAGGGUGCGCGCAACUCGCAGACCAGGGCCUUCAAGAAGCACAUGGACCAGUGUGUUGUCGCGAACCAUGGGAACGUGCAUGCCGUCUACUACCUGUCACGCCCAAGCCAGGAGGAUAUGCAGGGCCACGAUUAUGAUAUCAAAGGCCGUGUGGAUCUCGAUCGCGUCGACAGGACAAUUCUCCACACGGACAACAGCAGCACAAUGUACUACUGCUGCGGACCCACAUCGUUCAUGCUCGACGUUGAGGCCCAGUUGAAGAGCUAUGGCGUUCCAAGUGAGCGGGUGAAGAUGGAGUUGUUCGGUACUGGUGGAGUUCCUAGGAUCUGA